Molecule: messenger RNA, 1113 nt
Organism: Nelumbo nucifera (sacred lotus)
Lineage: Eukaryota; Viridiplantae; Streptophyta; Magnoliopsida; Proteales; Nelumbonaceae
Product: soluble inorganic pyrophosphatase 1-like
Biological process (GO): phosphate-containing compound metabolic process
Cellular component (GO): cytoplasm
Molecular function (GO): magnesium ion binding; inorganic diphosphate phosphatase activity
Source: RefSeq, a predicted model, not a curated record
UCGCACAUUCGACUCGGAACUCGGAAAAACGAAAGCUGAAGGGAGUAAGACUUUUGCCAUUUAUUCGCCUUUGUAGACUUGGGAGCUCUCGACGGUCGGUGAGCAGCUAAGCCGCCGCCGGUAAAGCCAAGGUCGCCGGAAUUGAUCACACUCAUUCACCUAAAAGCCAAGCCGAAUUGAAACAGAAGAUAUGAGUGGUCAACAGAGUGGCAAUGAAACUCAAUCCCACCUCUCAGCUCCACGUCUGAAUGAGAGGAUCUUAUCAUCCUUGUCAAGAAGAUCCGUAGCUGCCCAUCCAUGGCAUGAUCUUGAGAUUGGACCUGGAGCUCCUCAAGUUUUCAACUGUGUUGUUGAGAUAGCAAAAGGAAGUAAGGUCAAAUAUGAGCUUGACAAAAAAACAGGACUGAUAAAGGUUGAUCGUGUCCUAUAUUCCUCAGUUGUCUAUCCUCACAACUAUGGUUUCAUUCCCCGCACAUUAUGCGAAGACAAUGACCCAAUGGAUGUAUUGGUCCUUAUGCAGGAACCAGUUAUUCCUGGUUCAUUUCUCCGUGCCAGGGCCAUAGGUCUCAUGCCCAUGAUUGAUCAGGGAGAAAAAGAUCACAAGAUCAUUGCGGUGUGUGCUGAUGACCCAGAGUAUCGACACUAUACCGACAUCGAACAACUCCCACCUCAUCGCCUGGCUGAGAUCCGCCGUUUCUUUGAAGACUACAAGAAGAAUGAGAACAAAGAGGUUGCGGUUAAUGAUUUUUUGCCUUCAGAAACUGCUUAUGAAGCCAUCCAGUACUCAAUGGACCUUUAUGCUGAGUAUAUCUUACAGAGCUUGAGGCGAUAGGCAGAUGGGGUGCAUUCUAUUUUCUAAUGUCAUUUAAUCAGAGAUAAUAAGAAGGGGAUUUGAAAUAUUUUAUCAAUUUUUCUAUUUAGUCGGUUGGUUAAACGGUUCUUUCCAAAUCAAAUGACUAAACUAUGCAUGCUAUUUAUUUGUUAAUAAACUUAGAAUUACAACAUUAUUUCCCAGUCUUUUGUUUAACUUUUGCCCUUAUUUUUCAUGUCACAACUAGUCCGACUUAUGCUUGCAAAUAACAUUAUUUGAUAGUCUAAUGUUUAUUUCCUACA